GUUUUUAUCUUCUCUCUGAGAUGCUUUGUUAAAUGGGAGAUGAACGAAAGAAUGAAACUCAGUUACUAACUUUUUCUCUCUUUUGGUUCACUUGAAAUUCUCAAUGAGGAGCGUAUGAGUGAAAAACCGGAAAAUAUUUGGAGCCAGUUGGCAAGCUUGAACAUUGCCUACCGACACCGGACACCGACUAAAAAAAAGUCGUCUGCUAGAGUAACUUGCAGAGGCGGACAUAACCUCAUUGAGCUCGUUGUUGUAAAUUUGCCCGGCAUUUCUCUCCUUUGAUGUUUGAAAAUGGGAAAAGGGAGUAUGCAGCGAACCAUUUUAUUUUGCCUCUCUUGUCGCAGUAGCAUGCCGUAUUCAUCGUCUCUCGGCUUGUCAGAAAAUCAGCGGUUUUUAAGGCAUUGUCAUAGUCAACCUGCCAACACUGUGCAAAAGACAAGUAAGGCAAACUCCAUCAAAAUUGGAAAAAAAAUUUAUGUUGUGAAAACCAACCAAGUCUGGACUAGUCGUUCUGAUGGAAGAUCCCUUAAUCAAGUGAAAAAAAGGCAGAACACAUCUGAAAUUGAGAACCAGGCUUUUCUCCCUCAUCAAAACAAAACCAAAAAAAGCUAUACUGCCAAAAAGGUUGAGACUGAGAAAGAUCGGACUGAAAUAAGAAUUCUAAAACAAAGCACAAGUAACAGCCCACUACCACCUCUAGCAAAAUCAGAUCUUCCUAAAUACACUCGAAGUGGUGUCGAUUUUUCUACUAUAUUAAAACAAUCUGUUUAUUCCACGGAAAAUACCAAACCUUUCUUGACUGCAUCUUCAGAGAUAACGGACCUGGUGAAAAAUAAGUUAGAACACACUGUGUCCAUUAGAGAAGUUAUAAAUCAUACCAGAUCGCCUAGAAGUUCUCGAAAUAUUUCUAGUUGGAGGGAAUCCAAUUUACUCAAACUUGGUUCAGAAGAUUUUGAUUACUUUGAGGAAGAACUCAAGCAGAAUGGGUUGGAUUUCCAAAAUAUGAUAACGGAGUAUUUGAAGAGGGGAGAUAAUUCUCUUGCUGCAGUGAGCCCUAUAAUGGAGGCUUACUGGGAAAGUAUUUGUCCAGCCUUGAGACACCUAAAAGACGCUCGAUGCUUUCAAGCAAAAGCCUACCACCCUCACUUGAGGUAUCAUGGGACGGUAGACUGCAUUGCAAUGUACAAAGGAAAGCCUACUUUAAUUGAGAUCAAGAAAACCAGUUCACCAAAAACAAAUCUACUCAUGACUAUUGACGGAUCUAUUCAAAAUGUGGCAACUCUUGGAGCUCUUAAUGCUGAUCCUAUGUGGCCAUUCCAGAUCAAUAACCUUAUUCUGAUAUAUGCCAAUGCUGAUGGAACUCCUGCAUCUGUGCUUGAAUUCAAUCAAACUGAUAUUCAACUGUUCUGGAAAUUGUGGCUCCGAAGGGUGUAUCAGUUUUGGAAAAAUGUAGAUAAUAAUGUCAAUGAUAACAAAUUUGUUGAGGCACAGAUAGACACAGCUUGUUUUCAAUCUGACAUUAAUUUGAAAAUUGAUUCCAGUAGAGUAUCAGAAGAAAGAAAAAACUCUUCAGAAGCAGUUGAAUUAAAACCUCAAGAAGCACAUACAUUCACAACCACUAGUAAAGAUUCUGUCCCAAAUUCCCAAGCUAGCCGUGAAGGCAAUCAAUUGAAUUCAAUUCUUCAGACUUCUGUUAAAAUUGUAGAAUCACCUCCUCAAGAAUCCUACCAUUCUCAGAAUAAAGCAAGGAAUCAGGGAAAUGUAGGUUCAAGCUCACCAGAUGUCAAUAACUAUUCAGAGCCUCUGUCUGAACAAAAGAUUUCCUAUCAUGCAGAAAACAUGCCUCAUGUUCAGUUAUCACAGGAACAACAAAAUGAAACCCCUCCAAAAAUUGAAGAACAAAAAGGAUUUUUCAAGACACUGUGGAGUAUGUGGAAAUAAUUAUUGUUGUAAUCAACACUACCAUAUUGACAUGUAUUGUACGUAUGUAUCUAUGUGUGUAUGUUAUAAACAGUUAUGGGAGUAAUAAAAGAGACUCUGUUACUGUUUU
Molecule: messenger RNA, 2050 nt
Organism: Frankliniella occidentalis (western flower thrips)
Lineage: Eukaryota; Metazoa; Arthropoda; Insecta; Thysanoptera; Thripidae
Exons: 5
Coding region: 292-1941 (549 amino acids)
Biological process (GO): mitochondrial DNA replication
Cellular component (GO): mitochondrion
Molecular function (GO): single-stranded DNA exodeoxyribonuclease activity
Source: RefSeq, a predicted model, not a curated record